This is a messenger RNA of Amphimedon queenslandica, 488 nucleotides long. RefSeq lists its product as uncharacterized. Gene Ontology annotation, biological process: signal transduction. Gene Ontology annotation, molecular function: protein binding. Lineage: Eukaryota; Metazoa; Porifera; Demospongiae; Haplosclerida; Niphatidae. Bases 100 to 426 code for a protein of 108 amino acids. The transcript has 2 exons. The record is from RefSeq and is a predicted model, not a curated record.
AACUUGCAGUUAUUAAACCAUCUAGUUAUUAUUAAAAGUUAUGUAGCCUAACCACAAAAAUUGUUAAUUCGUGUAAAUUUAGAUUGGGUAAGGAUCAGAAUGGAAAGCAAGGAAUUAACUCUGGGUAUGUCUGACUUGGCUGAUAUCCUGGAAGCCUUAAGAGAGCACGAGUUCCUUUUAACAAAAUGGGAAUUGCUUGGCAUUCAGUUGGGCGUUCAUUUCAACAAGUUGAAAGUCAUUGAAGCAGAGCACCGGGAUAUGGAGCAGUGCUUGUGUGAAAUGCUCACUGUAUGGUUGAGAUUGGACUAUGAUUAUAAAGACAAAGGGAGACCUUCUUGGCAAGGACUCAUAAACGCACUGAGAUGCAUUAAGCAGAUUAACACUGCUGAAAAGAUUGCUAAAGAAAAAUGUCUAAAUUAUGAAUAGUUUUGUCUGUCCUUUAUGAAAUGUAUAUGACGUAGAUAUAUCAUUUUAUAAUAUUUCAGUUA